This is a messenger RNA of Moneuplotes crassus, 859 nucleotides long. Lineage: Eukaryota; Ciliophora; Spirotrichea; Euplotida; Euplotidae. The record is from the annotation of a GenBank genome assembly.
UAAAUGGAGAGUUCAAUAGUACCACCUCAAACAGACAAUUCCCAUGCUGUUAAAGAAGAGAAGUUGAUCUUUAAAGAAAUCAAUGAAAUUGCAAGAAUGCUGGCAAAUAAUUUACAUUUCAACUCUUUUGGAGCAGAUAUGGAAAAUGAAGAAGAAGACUCAUUUUCAGACUCUGGUUCAGACGAAGAUAUAGGUACUGAAUAUGAAAGCUUGAAUCUUGAACUUGAUUUUUAUUAUCCGGAUGAAAUCAACUUCCUGAAGAAAAAGCUCUUUGUAGAUUCGUUUGAUUUCAAGAGACUAGCUUUACAAGGAGUAAAAAGACAAAAUCACCUUAUUGCUAAUUUUUUAAACUCCUCAUUUCCUAAAUCAAUCAAAAGUUUUAGGAUGGGAGCUAAAGAAAAAUUAUGAGUUCCUAUUUCAAAUUAUUUCAACCAAAUAACCAGAAUUGGUUGCAAAGUUCAUAAGGAGAUUUUCUUGGUGGGAUUUCAAAUGAGUCUUCCACAAUUGAAGAGAUUCAUAACUUCUUUUAAGCAAACUGGAGAAUUAUAUUUUCGUCUUUGUGAAUUCGGAAUAACUGCUAUCCCUGAUUUUUCCACAUGCUUGGAAGGCACUACAAUUCAAAGAUUCGAUUUCAUAGAAACAAGAUUUACAAACCACCCUGACCCAGAACCCAACCAAGAAGGCUUCAAAAACCUAAUCCAAGGCCUCACAUCCUCUCCCUCCUUCCUUCUCAGCUUCAAAGAACUGGACAUCCGUUACUCCCAAAUCCCCCAUAAACACCUCAAAAAAAUCCUUUCCCAACACCACUUGGCCCACAUCUACCUAAUCUAACUCAUUCCUACUCCCCACUCAAAUUUCU